Molecule: messenger RNA, 2374 nt
Organism: Rhea pennata
Lineage: Eukaryota; Metazoa; Chordata; Aves; Rheiformes; Rheidae
Gene: CHST14
Product: carbohydrate sulfotransferase 14
Exons: 1
Coding region: 22-1146 (374 amino acids)
Biological process (GO): carbohydrate biosynthetic process; dermatan sulfate proteoglycan metabolic process
Cellular component (GO): membrane
Molecular function (GO): sulfotransferase activity
Source: RefSeq, a predicted model, not a curated record
GCGACGCGGGCGGCGGCGACCAUGCUGCCGCGCCCGCUGUGCCCCGCGGCGGGCCGCGGCGGCGGCGAUACCGGGACGGCGGGGAGGCGGGCUGCUGUGUGCACCCGGCCGCGGCGGCGGGGCGGCGGCGGCGGCGGCGGCGCGGUGCUGCUGCCCUCCAUGCUAAUGUUCGCUGUGAUCCUGGCCUCCAGCGGGCUGCUGCUCAUGAUCGAGAGGGGCAUCUUGGCCGAGGUGAGGCCGCCGCCGCUGCACCCGGCGGCAGGCGGUGAGCCCGCGCGGCAGCGGUCGGCAGCAAGCAGCAGUGGUGGGGGCGACCUGGAGUACCAGGUGCUGCAGGACACCCGCAACCGCACCAUCAACGCCGUGUGUGGACAGCGAGCCAUGCCCCGCAGCGUCUGGGACCUGACUCCCAGCCAGCGCAGGACUGUCCUCAAGCACCUCCUGGUCAGCGACAAGUACCGCUUCCUCUACUGCUAUGUCCCCAAGGUGGCCUGCUCCAACUGGAAGCGCAUCCUCAAGGUCCUGGAUGGGGCCCUGGAGAGUGUUGAUGUCAAGCUUAAGAUGGACCACAAGAACGACCUGGUCUUCCUCAGCGAUAUGAAGCCCGACGAGAUCAGCUACCGGCUGAAGAACUACUACAAGUUCAUCUUUGUGCGAAACCCGAUGGAGAGGCUCCUGUCCGCCUAUCGGAAUAAAUUUGGAGAAAUCAAGGAGUACCAGCUCAAGUAUGGUGUGGAGAUAGUGAGACGGUACCGGAAGAGCAGGGGACAGUCCACAGGCAAUGACGUAACUUUCUCCGAGUUUCUGCAGUACCUGCUGGAUGAAGAGGCCGAGCGCAUGAACGAGCACUGGAUGCCCAUCUACAACCUGUGCCAGCCUUGUGCCGUGCGAUACGAUUUCAUUGGCUCGUAUGAAAGGCUCAAUGUGGAUGCCAACUAUGUGCUCGAGCAAGUGCAGUCACCCUCUUUCAUCCGCUUCCCAGAAAGACAGUCGUGGUACAAGCCCGUGACAGCAGAGACACUACAUUACUAUCUAUGCAAUACUCAGCGCAGGCUUAUAAAAGAACUGCUGCCAAAAUACAUCCUGGAUUUCUCCUUGUUUGCCUAUCCUCUUCCAAAUGUAACCAGCGAAUUUUGCAGGCAAUGAACUUUUUCCUACUGUGGAGGCUCCCCAAACACAUUUUUUCUGGUACAAGGAGGCAUGCUGCAAAGUGGAUUUUUUUUUGGUUGCCUUUGUGGUUUUGAUACUAGCAAAAAUAGACCAACAGAAAGGGCUUUUUGUCAGCUUUGUUUCAGAACCUGGUGUAAACUCGAGCUACACUGCAGGCCUUUGCUAAUAUAACCAUUUCUAUGAAUAAUAUGUUGCUUCAGGGUCAGUGAAACACUCUGUUCUAUGCAUUAGUUCCUUAUUUUAUACUUUUGAAACACUUUUAAUAUGUUAUAUGUUGCCUUUUCUACUAGAAUACCUUUUUAAUCUUUAUAUUGCUCCAGUUUUAAUAUGUACAUAUGCCGCUGAAUUAAGCACAAUAGCUUUUGUAUGUCUAUUUUUUUAAUUCUUUUUAUGGCAUGACACCGAAAAUAUCCAUAGGAAAAUCAAGAAAUAGCUAUAUUUUAAAUGCAAUGCAUUUUUUCUUCCAUUUCUGUGUUUCAUACUACUGGCUGAAUCACAGACAGAACCUAAUAUAGUACGUGAUGCCCUAAAAGGUACUCCAUGUCAAGUAAAACUGUUCCUGGAUAAGACUGGAGGUAGGUUUAGGGGAGGGAAUAGGAAAAAAGGCUUUUGUAAACUAGGCCCUACUAUCCUUUAUUUUCUCAUCUGUAAAUGGUGGUUAAAUGAGUCUGGUUUUGUUCUGUGUCAGUAGUAAUACUUCCUGGGUUUUUCUUUUAUUUAUCAUUUUUUUUAAAUAGUGAUAAGACAAAAAGACCCUUAAUCUUUUUUUCUGUGAUUUAAGAUUUGAAAGUACUGAUUAUUUACCUAGCAAAGCAUAUUUCAUGCAACCUUGUGUCCUAACAAUUUGUUCUUCUGUUUCUCUUGCACUUAAAGUAAUACAGAUUUCUGAUAAGAUAAAAAAUAUCCUAGCUCAUAAGACAGAAAACAACAACCAAAACAAUUUUUAUGUGCCUGCUUGCAGACUCUGGGAAUGUUUGUGUGCCCACAUUCAAACAAACCACCAUGGAAAAGUUCCUUCUCCAGGCACAUUUGAAACAACUGAAAUUGGAUGAUUAGUUCUCCUUCUUUAAUAGAUGUGGAUACAAUUUCCGUAGCUACUUGUAUUUAAUCAUGACUGUCACAUUGUACAGUAUCUUCCAAGCUUUUACAAUGUUGUUCCUGGGAAGCUGUGUCCUUAUUUUUAUUAAAAUGUUUAUAUAAAUUA